Pipistrellus kuhlii (Kuhl's pipistrelle) is the source of this 1252-nucleotide messenger RNA. It is a transcript of the gene LACTB2, whose product is annotated as lactamase beta 2. Gene Ontology annotation, cellular component: mitochondrial matrix. Bases 104 to 970 code for a protein of 288 amino acids. NCBI's taxonomy places the organism in Eukaryota, Metazoa, Chordata, Mammalia, Chiroptera, Vespertilionidae. The record is from RefSeq and is a predicted model, not a curated record. Gene Ontology annotation, molecular function: single-stranded RNA binding; RNA endonuclease activity. The transcript is spliced from 7 exons.
AUCCCUCUCCGCCCGGGUCAGGUGAUUGACGGCUCCGGCCUAUUUACAAUUCCGGGCUCCGGUCGCCCCGUAAGCUGCGCGCCCACGGGCGGCUUAAGCGGAGAUGGCAGCCACUCUGCAGCGCAUCGAGCGGCUGUCCAGCCGGGUGGUGCGCGUCCUGGGCUGUAACCCGGGCCCCAUGACCCUGCAGGGCACCAACACCUACCUGGUAGGGACCGGCCCCAGGCGAAUCCUCAUUGACACUGGAGAACCAGCAAUUCCAGAAUAUAUCAUCUGUUUAAAGCAGGCUCUGAAUGAAUUUAACACAGGAAUCCAGGAAAUCAUCGUGACUCACUGGCAUCGUGAUCAUACUGGAGGCAUAGGAGAUAUUUGUAAAAGCAUUGAUAAUGACACUCCAUAUUGCAUUAAAAAACUCCCACGGAAUCCUCAUACAGAAGAAACUAUAGGAGAUGGAGAGCAAAAAUAUGUUUAUCUAAAAGAUGGAGAUUUGAUUAAGACUGAGGGUGCCACUCUCAGAAUUAUAUACACACCUGGCCACACUGAUGAUCAUAUGGCUCUACUUUUAGAAGAGGAAAAUGCUCUCUUUUCUGGAGAUUGCAUCUUAGGGGAAGGAACAACUAUAUUUGAAGACCUCUAUGAUUAUAUGAACUCCCUAAAACAGUUAUUGAAAAUCAAAGCUGAUAUUAUAUAUCCAGGACAUGGUCCCGUAAUCCAUAAUGCUGAAGCUAAAAUCCAAGAAUACAUUUCUCACAGAAAUAUUCGAGAACAGCAGAUUCUUCAAAUAUUUCAUGAAAAUUUUGACAAAUCAUUUACAGUAAAGGAGCUUGUAAAAAUUAUUUACAAGAAUACUCCUGAGAAUUUACAUGUCGUGGCUGAACGUAAUCUCUUGCUUCAUUUGAAAAAAUUAGAAAAAGAUGGAAUGAUAUUUAGCAACACGGAUCCUGAAAAGAAAUGGAAAGCUCAUCUUUAGUUUCGUGUUAGUGAAAGUUCUGUUGUUCUGUUUUAGAUAAUGGUAUGUUUUCUUAACUAUCAAUUAUGUAUAGAGAUUAUAGAGUACAUAACAUUAAAAAUAACCAUGGAUAUACUUUAAAAUAAUAUCAUUUUUCAAAUAUAUAAUCAUACUUUACAUCUAUAAUAUGGAAUAUUUAUCUAACCUAGGUCAUGUAACAUUUUACCAAUAGUUUAUCCACUUUCAAUCAAUUAAGUAAAAUGUUUACUUUAAAAAUAAUAAAACUUACAUACUUUAAACUGG